This is a messenger RNA of Miscanthus lutarioriparius, 1362 nucleotides long. NCBI's taxonomy places the organism in Eukaryota, Viridiplantae, Streptophyta, Magnoliopsida, Poales, Poaceae. The record is from the annotation of a GenBank genome assembly.
AUGGGCCGAAGUGGUUUGGGCCGGCACAGUGGCACUAGUCAUCUGAGCCGACACAGCAAGAAACUCAGGCGGCCGUCCUGCCAAACUGAUUGUGAAUUGAAGCGCCGGGCGCCGGCAAGCAGUCGGCUCUCCGCCUCUCCCUAUCCUUGUCCCCAAACCCCGAACUCCGCGGCGAUAGCAACCAUGGUCAUGACUCCUCCGCCGAAACGCCUGUGCGGCCGCUCGCUGCUGGAUCUGCCCGACGACCUCAUCCCUGAGAUCCUCCUCCGCCUCCCGCCGCACGAUCCUAGGCGCCUCGUUCGCUGCUCGGCCGUCUGCAAGCCCUGGCGCCGCCUCCUCACCGACCCCGCCUUCCUUCGCCGCUAUCGCGCGUUCCACGGGGUGCCGCCCAUGCUGGGCCUCCUCUUCCACCUGGAACUCCCCAGCAAUCGUUUCCUCGCUCGGUUCGUCCGCACCACCUCCUUCCGCCCUCGCACCCUCGACCACGCCGGCUGCUACGUGCGCGACGCCCGCCACGGCCGCAUCCUCUUCAGAAACGUCACCGGCGAGGAGAAUGACCAUGACCUCUUCGUAUGGAGCCCCGUCACGGAUGAGGUGUGGGGGCUGUACAUGCCGUGCCCGUUCUACUAUUGGAACGUGGCGGUGGUCUGCGCUGCGGCCGCGCGCGAAGGGGGCUGCGACUGCGACCACCUCGACUGCCACGGCGGGCCCUUCCUCGUCGCAUUCGUGGACACCGACGACGAUGGGAUGACGUACGCCCGCGUCUACUCCUCGGAGACCGGAGCCUGGAGCGACGCGACCUACGCUCAACACCCCAAUGGCCUCGCGGACAUGGACAUGCUGGAACCCAUCGCGCUUGUGGGAAAUAGGAUCUACUUCCCCGCUGCACAGAGCAAGACCAUCGUGGAGUACGACUUGGGUCGCCGGAAACUCGCAUUUGUCGACCCGCCGUUACCGCACCAAGGUCACGGUAUCCUCAUGCCGGCAAUGGGCGGUGGUCUGGGGUUCGCCAGUGUGCGGGGGUCCCGCCUCUACCUGUGGUCGAGAGAGAUCGCCGGUUCCGACAGAACUGCGGCGGCAUGGACGCAGAGCAGGGUCUUGGAACUCAGCACACUGCCCGAUCGCGAGACUCGUGUCCCCUUGAACCAACCAACUGCGCUUGGCUUCACGGAGAUCUUGAUGGAGGAAGAUAUGACUGCUGUUGGCUUUGCGGAGGGCCUCGGCGUCAUCUUCGUCACGACAAGUGCUGGCGUCUUCGCGAUUAACCUGGAGUCAGGCCAAGUCAAGAAGAUGUCCGGCAGAAGGCCCGUCCCUGACGUUGUCAUUCCUUACAUGAGCUUCUAUACUCCAGGUAAUUUCUAG